AUGAAUAUAGUCGUAAAAGGAGUUACGAAUAAAGUUGAGAAUGAUAAAGUUGGGAAUGAAAAAGUUGGGAAUGAAAAAGUUGAGAACGAUAAAGUUGAAAACGAUAAAGUUGAGAACAAUAAAAUUGAGAACGAUAAAGUUGAGAGUGAUAAAGUUAAGAAUGAGGUUAAGAACGAAGUUAUGGUUGAAAAUAAGAGUGAAGAGAAGAGUAAAGCUAUUAAUGAAGAGAAGAGUGUAUCUAUGAAUGAAGAUAAGGGUGAAGAUAAGAGUGUAGCUAUGAAUGAAGAUAAGAGUGAAGAGAAGAAUGAAGAUAUGAAUGAAGAUAAGAAUGAAGAUAAGAGUGAAGAGAAGAGUGAAGCUAUGAACGAAGAUAAGAGUGAAGCUAUGAACGUAGAUAAGAGUGAAGAGAAGAGUGAAGCUAUGAAUGAGGAUAAAAGUGAAACUAUGAAUGAGGAUAAGAGUGAAGAAAAGAUGAAUGAGGAUAAGAUUGAAGAGAAAAGUGAAGCUAUGAAUGAAGAUAAGAGUGAAGAGAAGAGCGAAGAUAUGAAUGAAGAUAGGAGUAAGAAUGAAAUGAUAAGUGAUGAUACGAAUCAAUAUACACUUAGAGGUGUACGUUUCAUGGAAGCUAAUUUUAAAUAA
Molecule: messenger RNA, 639 nt
Organism: Dentiscutata erythropus
Lineage: Eukaryota; Fungi; Glomeromycota; Glomeromycetes; Diversisporales; Gigasporaceae
Source: the annotation of a GenBank genome assembly